Messenger RNA from Suncus etruscus (white-toothed pygmy shrew), 2031 nucleotides. RefSeq names its product 6-phosphofructo-2-kinase/fructose-2,6-biphosphatase 2 (gene PFKFB2). Bases 67 to 1482 code for a protein of 471 amino acids. The record is from RefSeq and is a predicted model, not a curated record. Gene Ontology annotation, molecular function: fructose-2,6-bisphosphate 2-phosphatase activity; ATP binding; 6-phosphofructo-2-kinase activity. The transcript has 15 exons. Gene Ontology annotation, biological process: fructose 2,6-bisphosphate metabolic process; fructose metabolic process. Gene Ontology annotation, cellular component: cytosol. Lineage: Eukaryota; Metazoa; Chordata; Mammalia; Eulipotyphla; Soricidae.
GUGACUCGGCGGCAGCGACGGCCGGGCCUGCGGUUUGGGCGCUCCUGAGUCUCCCGGAUAACUGCCAUGUCUGAGAAUCCUGCACCCUCCCCAGAACAGAACAACCACAGCUAUGAGCACAAAACCUCCAGCCUCCGCAAGUCAGAGAAGAAAUGUUCGUGGGCCUCCUAUAUGACCAACUCCCCGACUCUCAUUGUCAUGAUUGGUUUGCCAGCCCGCGGCAAAACCUACGUGUCCAAGAAACUCACACGCUAUCUCAACUGGAUUGGGGUACCCACCAAAGUGUUUAAUCUAGGGGUGUAUCGGCGUGAAGCAGUCAAGUCCUACAAGUCUUACGACUUUUUCCGGCAUGACAACGAGGAGGCCAUGAAGAUUCGCAGGCAGUGUGCCCUGGUGGCCCUGGAAGACGUGAAGGCCUACCUUACUGAGGACUGCGGGCAGAUUGCGGUAUUUGAUGCCACCAACACCACCCGGGAGCGCAGGGACAUGAUUUUGAACUUUGCCAAGGAGAAUUCCUUCAAGGUCUUCUUUGUGGAAUCCGUAUGUGAUGAUCCUGAUGUCAUAGCAGCCAACAUCCUGGAGGUGAAGGUGUCGAGCCCUGACUAUCCUGAAAGGAACCGUGAAAAUGUGAUGGAAGAUUUCCUGAAGAGGAUUGAGUGCUACCAGGUCACCUACCGGCCCCUGGACCCCGACAGCUAUGACAAGGACCUUUCCUUCAUCAAGGUGAUCAACGUGGGCCAGCGCUUUCUGGUGAACCGGGUGCAAGACUAUAUCCAAAGCAAGAUCGUGUAUUAUCUCAUGAACAUCCAUGUGCAACCACGCACCAUAUACCUGUGUCGCCAUGGGGAGAGCGAGUUUAAUCUCCUAGGGAAGAUUGGCGGCGACUCUGGUCUCUCAGUGCGGGGGAAGCAGUUUUCCCAGGCUCUGAGGCAGUUUCUGGAAGAGCAGGAAAUAGCAGACUUGAAGGUGUGGACCAGCCAGCUGAAGAGGACCAUCCAGACUGCAGAGUCCCUGGGGGUGACCUAUGAGCAGUGGAAGAUUCUGAAUGAGAUUGAUGCCGGCAUGUGUGAGGAGAUGACUUAUGCAGAGAUCGAGAAGCAGCACCCAGAGGAAUUUGCCCUGCGGGAUCAAGAGAAGUACCUUUACCGCUACCCUGGUGGGGAGUCAUACCAGGACCUGGUACAGCGGCUGGAACCGGUCAUCAUGGAGCUGGAGCGGCAGGGCAAUGUGCUCGUCAUCUGCCACCAGGCUGUCAUGCGCUGCCUCCUGGCCUACUUCCUGGAUAAGGGUGCAGGAGAGUUGCCGUACUUGAGGUGCCCUCUGCAUACCAUCUUCAAACUCACCCCUGUGGCCUACGGCUGCAAAGUUGAAACAAUCAAACUUAAUGUGGAGGCUGUGAAUACUCACCGUGACAAGCCAACUGCAGAUGCUGCGCGGGCUGUACACCGACAUUCCAUGGUAUCCCUCCCAUUACUCCCCUGAUGCUGUGGACCUCCAGGGGUGAGAUCUAUGGAAAAGCCUGGACUGUUGGCUCAAGGCAGGAGCAUUGUGGGCAUUGGACACCUGGGGGCGCAAAAGAGCAUGACCACAUCCCCUUCCCCUCCAAGGGACUUGACUGCUGUGCCUUGAGACGCUUAGCCCUGCAGAGAGCUUUCUUUACUUUGCUGUGGGUCAAGCUUGUUCUGAUGUUUCUUAUCUACCUGGGACAGUUCCCCAGUUGGCUGUUCUGCGCUUUGAGUGCAAAUGCUCCUCGGGAUGUUUCCGAGUGAGGACAGCGAGUCGGCUGGACAGAAAGUGCAUGUGCUGGCCAGCUGCUUGGUUAACCCAGUGGAAGUGAGAAAAAUUCACCAGGUCGGUCAACAGUGGGUCCCUGAGAAAUUCAGCCCUCAGACAUCUUGUCUCUUCGGUGCUCUGGUGAAGUCUAUGUCUGUAGCAACUUUUCAUUCAGAGUUUUUUUUUGUUUCAGGCCCCUUGAGGCCAGGACCUGAAUGUGGAUUCCCUAUGGUGACUCUCCCAGAUUCAUUCUCAUGG